AUGUACGAGAAUGUUGAUGAUGCAGCAAACGCCAUCCAGCGCAUGUCGCGUUUGCGGCAGUCCCAGACACAGGGCGAUUACGUGGCACCUGUCGACCCGGUUGUGCCAACAGCAGCGCCACCACCGCGACCGAACCGACGACCACCGCCUACCAUCAACGACACCACUCCGGCUGACAAGGACGCUGACAACGCUGGCGAUGGUGGUGAUGAUGGUGAUGGUGUUGGUGAUGGAAAUGGUGGUGUGCGAACAGCGACAACACACGGCCCUUCAACAGCAGACGGUGGUGAUGGUAAUGGUGGUGUGCGAACAGCGACAACACACGGCCCUUCAACAGCAGACGGUGGCGUUGAAAUGAGCAAGAACGACAAAGCAGCAGCAGCAGCAGAAGCCGCCACCACCGCCGACGAAAAGAGCGGUGAUGGCGAUGCAGACAGCACGUCAGCAACAGAGACACAGAAGGCGUCCGCAGCCACAGACGCGGGUGGUGAUCGUGCUGCUCAAAGCGACGGUGAUGGUGAUGAUGAUGCGAAUCCGCCGGCGCCACCAGCGCCGUACAAAGCAGAGGACGAGGAACAGAGCGAAUCACAAUCGCAACCACAAUCCCCGGCUGACCUCGUGAGCCCCAAGAUGAAGAAGAAGCGGUCGUGGCCAAAUCUCUUUGGCCGAAAGCAGAAAGCAGCCGACUCAAACGAAGAGGCAGAGUUCCUGUCGAAGGUGAAGGGUGACUCUGCGACGAUGGGUGUUGCUAUUGCCUCAAAGGCGGUGACCAAGACCAAGUCCACAAACUACCUCACCCUGGCGCCAAACGAAAAGCUCGACAUCCUCGAGAUGAAGGCCUGCCCUCGCGGCACGUGGGUGUGCAAGAAUGCGUCUGGGAUGAUUGGAUUUGUGAUGACCACGGACGUGACGCUGGAUGCGCAGUCCGUUCGCGGGUUCCUCGACGCAAUCCCAAAGCCGCAAAGGGCGCAGGUGUCUGCGGAAGGGCUUCCGAUUGAGACGCUCUCAUCCUCUGCCGGCAUCAACGUGCUGCCCACGGAGCAGUGCCAGAUCAAGGCGAAGCAGGCGAGUGAGGCAACACAGCGGCUGCUGGGCACGCCGGGCGGUGCCAGUGAUUCUGACAAGGCGGAAGGUGAUGGUGAUGGCGAUGGCGAUGGUGGUGGUGAUGGUGAAGAUGAUGGUGCCGAGGCAAAGGCGGAGAGUGGUGAAAAGGAAGGAGAAGAAGCGAGUAGUGACGCAACAGCAACAGCGGCAGCAACGGAGGAUGAGGCAAGCGGCGACAAGCAAACCGACAGCGACCAGCAGAAGUCGAGCGAUGAAGACACAUCAGAAGCCAACACGGACAGCGCCACCGACACCACAACCAAGCGCGCCCCAAGUCCCGGUUACGACCGUCUCGCGUUCCCUGCGAAAGGCGGCAGCGGCAGCGGUGGUGUUAAUGGCGAUGGUGGUGGUGAUGGUGAUAGUGAGGCCAUCCCCGAGGACACAUAUGCCGUGCCCGAUGAGCUGACGGGCGCUGAGCCGUCGGGGCUCAUGUACGAUGACACGCCAAUCACUGCACCGGGAGCCGAUGACAUGUACGAGGCCGUGACGGAUGCGCUUGGAAGUGCUCCCUCCACCCAGCCCCCGCCCGUCCCAGCACCGCGCAAGCAGAGCGAUGUUGCAACGUGUCGUUUGUGA
Salpingoeca rosetta is the source of this 1680-nucleotide messenger RNA. RefSeq lists its product as uncharacterized. Lineage: Eukaryota; Choanoflagellata; Craspedida; Salpingoecidae. The transcript has 10 exons. The record is from RefSeq and is a predicted model, not a curated record. Bases 1 to 1680 code for a protein of 559 amino acids.